CUAAAACCCAAUAUUGCAAUUGUAAAGCAACAGGCCAGAUUUCCCUAUCAGUUUGUAUUAAGGGAGGCCAGGCCUCCCCUAGGAAAUUAGCUUCUCAUAGAAGUCAAUGUAAUGCAUGCUUUUUCAUGCCAAUAUGUGAUUGGCCAGAUCACUGAAAAUGGGUGGGCAACGGAGGCCUGGCCUCACCAUGCAUUGUGUCCAGGGCUGAAAGAUUGACAUUUUGUUCGUCCAAUCACAUGCUACUGGUUCAUUUGGAAUCAAUCCUUUCCUUUCCUAAUCAACACAGAAGCCAUUUUGAGAAUUCGCCAGCCACUUCAGUCAAACAAACACUCGCCAUAGUGGCUACGAGUGUCCUAUCAACUUGUGCUUUUCAGGAAAUUUAGAGAACACCCCUGGCUAUCAUCCGUGAAGUUUAUAGCUCAUAUAGCCAAAUACUUUUGCUUAAAACGACCUCGGAAAUCGGCGAGAUUAUUAUAGUAUUUCUCAGUAAAUGAAGCCAGCACCAAGCCAGCACCAACCUGUGGAGUGGAGUCCAGGAGAGAGCAUGCCGCCCCUCAGCUAAACCAGAUUUUUUGCCUUUUCUUUCCUCUCCAUGGCGAGCAUUGUGGGAGCCGUGCCUGUACCGGAGCUGUGCGCCGACAAGUGCGCACUUGUUGACGAGCAGCAGUUUCAAGCUUUGGUCCGGUGGAGCCGCAGUUUAACGGAGAAGAUCCUGCGGUCCGUGUCCUACAUGCACACGUCCUGCAUCCACAUCGAGUCUCUUCAGCUGAACUCCUCCGAAAACGCCAAGCUCAGCACAUUAGCAUCCAACAUCAACAUUCCUGCUACUCCUGUGCUGAGAAUUACGUCGGAAAAACUGGAGAACAGCCUGAGGCACAUGCACGAGGGUCUCCAGCUGCAUCGAGCCUUGCUGAGCUGCGUCUCUCCUCGGCUAGAAAACACACAAACAGCGACGAACCUAAUGGAUGACGUCCGAGAUCUUGCCAUACAAGUUAACAAGAUGCUUAAAAUGCUCCAGACGGAGCACGCAAUGCUGACAUCACUACCCAGUGUGAAGUUACGCCUACCCGGGGAAUAUGAGGUUCAGGUGGCCGCCCACCUGACGCUGGUUCAGCUCCAGUCUCUGACUCAGGACAUGGUCCGCUUCUUCAGGAAUCUAGACCGGGGCAAUGAGGAAACACAUCUGCAAUCGGACACAUUUUAAUCAACCCUGCUUUGUUUGCUAGAAUUAUUUAUUGACUUGUUUAAUGAUUUAUUUUUCUAUUUACAUAUUUAUUUUUUGGAUCAGUCCUAAAUAUUUAUUUCAGGUGUUUAUUUAUAUUUGACUGGCUGCCUUGUGUCAACAUACCACAACACGCCUAUCUCAAACAAUAAGUUGUAUUUAUUAUUUAUAUUAACAAAAUACUAAUACUUUAUUAAGUAUUACACUUUGAUUUUUAAUGGAUUCUUUUUAUACAUUAUAGAGUUGUCAAGUAAAAUGACGGAAUAUAUUUGUAUGGAUGCCAAUAUUUAUGAUCUGUCCUUAAAUAAACAUUU
Messenger RNA from Entelurus aequoreus (snake pipefish), 1536 nucleotides. RefSeq lists its product as uncharacterized. Gene Ontology annotation, biological process: immune response; neutrophil differentiation; myeloid cell development. The transcript has 5 exons. Lineage: Eukaryota; Metazoa; Chordata; Actinopteri; Syngnathiformes; Syngnathidae. Gene Ontology annotation, molecular function: cytokine activity. Gene Ontology annotation, cellular component: extracellular region. Bases 593 to 1204 code for a protein of 203 amino acids. The record is from RefSeq and is a predicted model, not a curated record.